AUGAAAGCCACCGCAGCAUUCGCGCUCCUCGUGGCUGGAGCCCAGGCCGCUCCGCAUUCCUUUUCAGACACGUUCCCGAAGCUCGCGGGCACCUCGGACUGGUCCUCAGUUAGGCAGACGGCAAACUUUCAGUCGAACGGACCCGUGACCGACGUCAACUCGGAUGCUAUCCGUUGCUACCAGCGGGCUCCCGGCGGCGCCCCGGAUACCACGCAGGUCAAGGCCGGUGGCCAGAUCACUUGGGUUGCUAACCCGAAUAUCUACCACCCUGGAGGGUACGUCCCGUCCGGCAAGACCGCCGCCGACUUCGACGGCAGCGGAAACGUGUGGUUCAAGGUGUACCAGGACAUGCCCACGACGUCGGGCGGACAAUACACCUGGCCGUCAAACGGCAAAUCCGAACUCAGCUUCACCAUCCCGCAGUGCCUAGCGGAGGGCGACUACCUGUUCCGCAUCGAGCACGUGGCCCUGCACUCGGCGUCCGCAGCGGGCGGCGCCCAGUUCUACAUCUCGUGCGCGCAGGUCCACGUCGCCGGCGGCUCGGGCUCCGCGCAGCCUGCGGGCUUGGUUUCGUUCCCCGGCGCGUACAAGGCGACUGACCCGGGCAUCAUGAUUAACAUUUAUAAUAACGGCGGUAAGGAGUACCAGCCCGCGGGGCCUAAGGUGUUUACUUGUUAG
Daldinia vernicosa is the source of this 678-nucleotide messenger RNA. RefSeq names its product glycoside hydrolase family 61 protein. The coding region runs from base 1 to 678 and encodes 225 amino acids. The transcript is spliced from 4 exons. NCBI's taxonomy places the organism in Eukaryota, Fungi, Ascomycota, Sordariomycetes, Xylariales, Hypoxylaceae. The record is from RefSeq and is a predicted model, not a curated record.